Musca vetustissima is the source of this 3777-nucleotide messenger RNA. RefSeq names its product NPC intracellular cholesterol transporter 1 homolog 1b-like. Lineage: Eukaryota; Metazoa; Arthropoda; Insecta; Diptera; Muscidae. The coding region runs from base 1 to 3777 and encodes 1258 amino acids. Gene Ontology annotation, cellular component: membrane. The record is from RefSeq and is a predicted model, not a curated record. The transcript is spliced from 9 exons.
AUGUUUGAAAUUUGCAGCCUGUUGUACAAUCCAACAACGAAAAGUUUAGCUGUGAUAUUAACGUUAAGCUGUCUCUCACUCCUGUUACAAAACCUACCGCACAGCAAUGCCACCUGUAUUUGGUAUGGCCGCAGUCACAUGGAGGGGCAACAUUGGAAAAAUAAGGCAUAUGACGGUGAAGCAUUACCCUUAAAUAAUCCAGAUGCUGAAGCGAUAUUUAAAAGACGUUGUCCGGUGCUAUACAAUGAAUAUAAGGGCAAUGAUCCGGAUGCUCCCCUAAAUUUAUGCUGUGAUGGUAGCCAAAUCGAAACGAUGGAUCAGGGUAUGUCACAAGCUGAUGGUAUUUAUUCUCGAUGCCCCACAUGUGUCCUAAACAUGGGUCUCAGUAUUUGCUCAAUGACCUGUGCCCAAAAUCACAGCCUCUUCCUGACGCCCUAUCACAAUACCAACAACGACGGUGUGAAAUAUGUUGAACAAAUCGAUUACCGAAUCGAUGAUGAAUUUGUCCAAUCAAUUUACAACAGUUGCAAGGCUAUACAACAUUCUCAAACGGGUCGUCCAGCCAUGGAUCUAGGUUGUGGUGCCUAUAAUGCCCGUACCUGUGAUCAUCAGAAAUGGUAUCGGUUUAUGGGAGAUGCUGACAACGAGUACGUACCAUUUCCCAUUAAUUACAUCUUCAUGACUGAUGAGUCAGAGGAGGAGGGGGAACGCUUAAAGAUGAAUACAUUACCGUGUUCCGAGGCCUAUGGUGAUUCUUAUGCAUGUGCCUGUAUUGAUUGUCCGGAAUCGUGUGCCAUUACCGAUGUACCAGUGGCUCAUGAGGAUGCCUUCGUGUUUCUCGGUUUAUGUAUUGCCGCUGGUUUUGUGGUCUUCAUUGUGGCGUUGUGGGUAUUUGAACGCUUCCGAUCGAAAUGUAAUAUUCCAGGAUGUUUCUCCGGAUUUGGCUGUUUCAAUGAUGUCCUCUACAAAGUCUUUCGGUUUGGUGGUACAGUCUGCGCCAAGUAUCCAGUUUUGGUUUUGGCCAUUUUGUCAUGGGUCAUAGCUGGUAUUUGCUAUGGUAUUGUCUACAUGCAGGUUACCACGGAUCCCGUUGAGUUGUGGGCCGGCAAAGAAAGUAGAACCCGUAUUGAAAAGGAAUAUUUCGAUUCUCAUUUUGGCCCCUUCUAUCGGACCAAUCAAGUUUUUAUUAAGCCCAUAAAUGCAUCAGGGUUUACCCAUGCUACAUCGGCCGGUGUUGUAGAAUUUGGUCCUGCCUAUGAAAAAAGUUUCCUCUUGGAAGUAUUUAAGUUGCAGGAAGCCAUUCAAGCAAUUGGCAAGGAAGAUGGUGUAGGUCUCGAUAAAGUUUGUUACGCUCCUGUAAUGUAUCCUGGCGAAAAGCCCACUGUCGAUAAAUGUGUUGUCCAAUCCAUUUUUGGUUUCUUUCAAAAUGAUUUGGAAUUUUUCGAAACGGAAUAUGAAGAUGAAAAUGGUUAUAUCAUAAACUAUUUGAAUCAUUUGGAAGACUGUUUGAACGUUCCCAUGUUGGAGGCCUGCUUCGGACCCUAUGGUGGUCCCAUUGAACCCGGCAUUUCCGUGGGUGGUAUGCCCAAAGUAAGUGGCAAUGAGGAGCCUAACUAUUUGCUGGCCACCGGUUUGGUCUUAACUUUCCUGGGUAAAAAUCAAAACAAUGAAGAUCUGCUGGCACCGAAUCUGGAAUGGGAAAAACGUUUUGUGGACUUUAUGAAAAACUAUAGCAACGACAAGCUUGAUAUUGCCUAUUCUGCCGAACGUUCCAUUCAAGAUGCCAUUGUUGAAUUAUCCGAAGGUGAAGUGUCCACAGUUGUGAUCAGUUAUUUGGUGAUGUUUGUCUAUGUGGCCAUUGCUUUGGGUAAAAUCCGCAGCUGUGUACAUUUCUUCCGUGAAUCGAAAAUUGUCCUGGCCGUUGGGGGCAUUAUUAUCGUAUUGGCAUCGGUGGCUUGCAGUCUGGGAUUCUGGGGUUAUUUGGAUGUGGUCACGACAAUGUUGGCCAUCGAAGUUAUUCCGUUCUUGGUAUUGGCUGUUGGUGUGGACAACAUCUUCAUAAUGGUCCAUACCUAUCAACGUUUGGAUCGCAACAAAUUUGAUAGUGUAGCUGAGGGCAUUGGUGAAGCUAUGGGUCAGGUGGGACCAUCGAUAUUGCAAACAGCUGGUUCGGAAUUCGCCUGUUUUGCUAUUGGUGCCAUAUCCGAUAUGCCUGCGGUAAAGACUUUUGCCAUGUAUGCUGCCGCUGCGAUUUUCUUUAAUUUCCUCUUCCAAAUUACGGCAUUUGUGUCGAUGAUGGCUUUGGACGAAAGACGUUAUGAAUCGGGUCGCAUGGAUCUGUUUUGCUGCUGUAAACCAUCAAAACAAUCUUUGGAACAUCGAAAUCAUGAAGGUGUGGGUGUAAUGCAAAAGUUGUUUACACAUAUCUAUGCUCCUUUCCUGUUGACCAAACCCGUAAAAAUAAUUGUCUGCAUUGUGUUCUUUGUGGUCACAACCCUAUCAUUGCUGGUCACACCUAAUUUGGAAUUGGGUCUGGAUCAGGAAAUGUCUAUGCCCAAGGAGUCUCACGUUGUCAAGUAUUUCCGUUAUAUGGAUGAUUUAUUGGCAAUGGGUGCUCCUGUGUACUGGGUUCUUAAACCCGGACUAAACUAUACCGAUCGUGAUCAUCAGAAUCUGAUAUGUGGUGGUGUGGAGUGUAAUAAUAAUUCGCUGUCGGUGCAGUUAUAUACUCAAUCUCGUUAUCCUGAUAUAACAUAUUUGGCCCGUCCCGCCACAUCAUGGAUUGAUGAUUAUAUUGAUUGGUUGCGCAUUGGAGAUUGUUGUAAAGUGAACACCACCGAUAAUAGGUUCUGUCCAAGUAAUUCCAAAGAAUACGAAUGUAUACCCUGUCCACGAACAUUUAUGGAUGAUGGUCUGAGACCCACAGAUGAAACCUUUAACAAAUAUUUACCUUACUUCUUAUCCGAUUUGCCAGAUGCUGAAUGUGCCAAGGCUGGUAGAGCUUCAUAUGCGGAUGCCGUGGUUUAUACUCUCGAUAAUGAAGGCAGCAGUACAAUAUUGGAUACCUAUUUCAUGCAGUAUUCCACCACCUCUACAACUUCGGUGCAAUUCUAUUCGGCGCUGCGUGAAGCCAGACGUGUGACGGAUGAGAUUAAUGCUAUGUUCAAGGACAACAAUGUGGAUGCCUCCGUAUUCCCCUAUUGUGUAUUCUUCAUAUUCUACGAACAAUAUCUGACAAUAUGGGAUGAUGCGAUCUUCUCGCUGGGUAUUUCCUUGUUGGCCAUAUUCUUGGUUACCUUCCUUAUAACGGGCUUUGAUAUUAUAUCCGCCGGAAUGGUAUUGUUUAUGGUCGUGCUGAUUUUGAUAAAUAUGUGCGGUAUGAUGUGGGCCUGGAACAUAACCUUAAAUGCCAUUUCGUUGGUUAAUCUUGUGGUAUCCGUGGGUAUUGGUGUAGAAUUUGUGUCGCACGUAAUUAGGUCAUAUAAAAAUGCCACUGGUACGAAACAGGAACGGGCACGUCACUCCCUUUCGGUGACUGGUAGUAGUGUCCUGUCCGGUAUUACAUUAACCAAAUUCGCCGGUAUUAUUGUUUUGGGUUUCUCAAACUCACAAGUUUUCGAAGUCUUCUAUUUCCGCAUGUAUUUGGGUAUUGUUCUUAUCGGAGCAGCACAUGGCUUAAUAUUGUUACCUGUGCUAUUAAGUUUCUUUGGUCCCCGAAAUAAAUUAUAUCGUGAACCAUCGGAAUAUAGUUUAAAUAAUUACAAUUUAGAUAAAUAA